Messenger RNA from Eimeria mitis, 300 nucleotides. RefSeq lists its product as uncharacterized. The transcript has a single exon. The record is from RefSeq and is a predicted model, not a curated record. Lineage: Eukaryota; Apicomplexa; Conoidasida; Eucoccidiorida; Eimeriidae. The coding region runs from base 1 to 300 and encodes 99 amino acids.
AUGCAGCUGCAGCAACAAGAACCAAACCAACAGCAGCAACAGCAGCAGCAAGACCACCAGCAACAACAGCAACAGCAACAGCACCAGCAACAGCAGCAGCAGCAGCAGGAGCAGCAGGAGCAACAGCAGCAGCAGCAGGAGGAAGAGGAGGAGGAGGAGGAUGCUGCUGCAUCUCCUAUGAUGGAAAGUGCAGCAGCAGCAGCAAUUGCUUCGCUGCGGGAUGUCUUCGCCUUCGAUACAGUUACCGUCACCAAACACCUAGGCCAUGCUGUCCAGCUAGCUAUGGAUCAAUACAGCUAG